Scleropages formosus (Asian bonytongue) is the source of this 1772-nucleotide messenger RNA. It is a transcript of the gene cnn2, whose product is annotated as calponin 2. The record is from RefSeq and is a predicted model, not a curated record. The coding region runs from base 102 to 1019 and encodes 305 amino acids. Lineage: Eukaryota; Metazoa; Chordata; Actinopteri; Osteoglossiformes; Osteoglossidae. The transcript is spliced from 7 exons. Gene Ontology annotation, molecular function: actin filament binding. Gene Ontology annotation, biological process: actomyosin structure organization; actin filament organization. Gene Ontology annotation, cellular component: focal adhesion; actin cytoskeleton.
CCCGGCAUGAGAGGCAUAAAGGAAGUGAAGUGAGCAGAGCUCUAUACUGAAGAGUAGAAUUUACGGCUUAGCGGUGAGCACGCGGAGCGAAAACACGCACCAUGUCUAACACGCAGUUCAACAAAGGACCUGCCUAUGGAUUUUCUGCCGAAGUCAAAAGCAAAAUUGCGCAGAAAUAUGAUCCUCAGAAAGAGGAGGAGCUGCGGGUUUGGAUUGAGGAAGUGACAGGGCGCACUAUUGGUGGUGAUUUUCAAAAGGGCCUGAAAAAUGGAGUCAUUCUCUGCGAACUGAUCAAUAAGCUGCAGCCUGGCUCUGUGAAAAAGAUAAAUAACUCUGCUCAGAACUGGCACCAGCUGGAAAACCUGUCCAACUUCAUCAAAGCCAUGACAACUUAUGGACUGAAGCCACAUGACAUUUUUGAAGCCAAUGACUUGUUUGAAUCUGGGAACAUGACCCAGGUCCAAACGACACUCCUGGCUCUUGCUGGAAUGGCCAAGACUAAAGGCCUGCAGUCUCGAGUGGACAUUGGCGUCAAGUAUGCUGACAAGCAGGAAAGGGCCUUUGGUGAAGAGAAGCUGAAAGCUGGACAGUGUGUGAUUGGGCUCCAGAUGGGAACAAAUAAGUGUGCCAGUCAGGCUGGUAUGAAUGCUUAUGGAACAAGAAGGCACCUCUAUGACCCAAAGGCUCAUAUCUUGGCACCCAUGGAUAACUCUACCAUCAGUCUGCAGAUGGGAACAAAUAAGUGUGCUAGUCAGGCUGGCAUGACUGCUCCUGGAACAAGGCGUGCCAUUUAUGACCAAAAGCUGGGCACUGACAAAUGUGACAAUAGCACAAUGUCACUGCAGAUGGGCUACACCCAAGGUGCCAACCAGAGUGGACAGAUCUUCGGCCUUGGCCGCCAGAUUUAUGAUCCCAAGUACUGUCCCACAGGUGAAUUAGGGGAGGAUGGUGGGGAGGCUGAACAAGAGUACCAGGAUGAGGGUUACCAGGGAUACCAAGAAGAGGGGCAAGACUACUAGAGUGAUCUGUGGGAUGGAACAACAAGCUGCUUAGGAUCUGGGUGACUGUUUAAAAGGCAUUUUAAUGGCACUUCUGCUCCUAGUUUUAAAAAGUAGGUUUCAGAUAUUCAGUUUUUACUGUUAGACAUCUAUUUGGCUGCCACUCAUUAGGGCCUCUUGAUAGAAUGAUUAUAGUUGGCAUAUCAUGAUGUAUCCUAUAUAGGGAAAUGGGGGGGCCUUUUAGUUAUUGCCUACUGAAGAUACAGAAAGCUGCCUUGAAAGUGAAUGAUGGACCAUUGGUCUUAAACGGCAGCAAACUUUGGUAUCAAGAUGAAAUGACUGUCUGCAAUGCAAUACUUCUACCCUCUUAUGGCACAGCUAUGUAAAUUACUGUUGCAUUAAUUGUAUUUAUAGUCUCCAUGUUCAGUAGAUAAAGUGCUUAGUUUUGGUUUUCAUCUCACUAGUUCUGUCCCACAUGUGGUGAGGUUAUUCAGCACCCAGAAAUGAGGGUGUCUGCCAUGACAUUCCAGGUGUUCACAAAAGGGCACAGAUGCAAUUUGAGUAUUUUCUUGAAUGGACUGUUGCUGAUUCAUUAAAUGUUUUGGUUUUAAUAUUUUGAGAAAUGAGGGAUUUCAGAUGUAUUGUUUGUGAUGGCAAUCUUGGAUUUCUUUUUCAUAAAGGACCAAUUUUUUCUUGCCUGUAAAAUUCCAACGUGCUGAAGUCUUAAAUGUUAUAUUUUUAAUAAAGUUUUUGUCAGACUCGAGGGAAAAUGAA